Molecule: messenger RNA, 594 nt
Organism: Symbiodinium pilosum
Lineage: Eukaryota; Dinophyceae; Suessiales; Symbiodiniaceae
Source: the annotation of a GenBank genome assembly
GCAGCUAUGUCCGACACUUCAGCCGACUCGCCAACACGAGUUCGGGAAAGCGGCAUGCCUCCAGUUGAAUACUGGGAGACCUUGGUGGAUCCGGAGGCUAUGCUGGAUGCCUUGGGCUUUACCUCCGGCUGCCACCGGAAGGUAGCCAAGCGCUGCGAAAGUGUUGAGACCUUCGACAUUGAGCCGCGAAUGGUGGUGCAGACCGAGAAGCGUUUGCAGGCUGCCGGGCUGGGCAACGUCAAUGCCCAGGUCCGAGACGUUGUGGCCGACGGUUAUGGGCUGGACGAGGGUACGGCUGAUGCCGUGCUGCUGAUGAACAUCCUCCACUGUGAGGAGCCUGUUGCCAUGCUCCGACAAGCAGCUUCCCUGCUGUCGGACCGCGGCGUCGUCUAUGCCAGCCACUGGAGGUAUGAUGACACCACGCCGAGGGGUCCGCCACUGGCCAUCCGACCCCGCCCUGAGCAGCUCAAGCAGUGGGCCAUGGAAACAGGCCUUCUGGAGGUUGCCGUGGGGCCAGUGGAUUGCCCUCCUUGGCACUACGGGUGGUCCUUCCGGCGAGUCGCGCAGCGCGUUGCCCGGGGGCUGCGGCGCUGA